AUGACGUGGGGUUGGAGGAAGAUCUUAUCCAUUCGGAAUGCGGUUCGGCCGUCUUUUUGGAGCAUCAUUCGGAGUGGUAAGCAAACGAAUGUGUGGAGCGAUAAUUGGUGUCACUUGAGUCCUCUUAGGUCUUUUAUAACACCAAGACACAUUGCGAACGCGGGGUUUAACCUUCAAGCCACGGUGGCAGAAGUAAUAGAUGAGAAUGGGCAGUGGAAAUGGCCCCAAGCAUGGUACGAUGUAUACCCGGUUCUGAUUGGGUUAACUGUUAAUCAACAGGACCCCCAGUUAGCGGACCGAAUGGUUUGGAAGGAUGUAGAGGGUCAUGAUCAGCACUUUAGCUCAUUGGAAGUAUGGCAUACAUUACGGACUCGUGACACUCCAGUUAAGUGGGCUAGUAUGGUGUGGUUUAGUCAAUGUAUCCCGAGACAUUCAUUUCAUCUUUGGUUAGUCAUAAAAAACAAGCUCAAAACACAAGAUCGGUUGGCGGUUUGGGAAGUGGGCAGCGAAACGAACCGGAGACUCAUGUGUUGUCCUCUUUGUAAACAUGGUACGGAUUCUAGAGAUCAUUUAUUUUUCGUGUGUGGUUUUGCUUCUCAAGUCUGGUCGAACAUAAGGAUGUUGGUGGAUUUGGAAAACGUUAAUGAUUCUUGGACUUCGAUUGCGGUUUGGAUGGAACGCUAUUCGGAUUCCAAAAGGUUCAAACACAUCGUGUGUAAGCUAGCAAUAUCGGCCUCAUCUUAUUACAUAUGGCAAGAGCGGAAUAAUCGGUUGUUUACGUCAAAGGAGUGCACGGCGGAACAGGUAACCGAGAAGAUUAAAAACAUUGUCCGGCUCAGGCUAAUGGGUUUCGUUUACAAAGGAGAUUUGGAUUACCAAAGGACGCUCACAAAGUGGCAGAACCUGUGUAGGGCAUCGGAUGAAGACCCGGGCUAA
Molecule: messenger RNA, 936 nt
Organism: Helianthus annuus (common sunflower)
Lineage: Eukaryota; Viridiplantae; Streptophyta; Magnoliopsida; Asterales; Asteraceae
Exons: 1
Coding region: 1-936 (311 amino acids)
Source: RefSeq, a predicted model, not a curated record